CUUUCUACUCUUUUUUCCUUACUCUUUUUACGUUUGUCACGCUUUUCUUUUUAUUAUUAAAUUUUACAGCUGUCGAUUGGCAAUGUCCACGUCUGAAUCCAACCGCUUUGACAUCGUGCAGUAUUACAAUGACCUCGUUAAGAAGGACUCGAGCAUAUCGUCGCCUGUCGCGGCAGUGAGCAGCCUGGUCAGAGCAAUUGAGGAGCAGAACGCAACAACCAUGCUUGAGUUUAUGAUGAUUGUGCGCACGGCGUGCGAGGAGCUGAAGAAGGCGACAGACAACUCCAUCUCGCUGUCAGCAGGCUGCGACGUGUUCUUGCAGCAAAUGUCGCGACUGUCGCAUGCGCAGAGCGUCGACGAGUGCCGCAUGGCGUUAAUAAAGGCUGGCACAGACUUUGUGCAGGGCGCCGGCAAAUGCCGCGAGCUUGUGGCGGAGUACGGCAGUCCGUUCGUGCGCGAUGAACAGACGAUUCUCGUUCACUCGUACUCGCGGGUCAUCAUGGGCCUUUUGCGCCGCGCUGUCAAGCAGAACAAGCGCUUCCGCGUUUUUAUCACAGAGUCGCGCCCCGACCAGAGUGGCUUCCAGGCCGCUGAGGAGCUGCACCAGCUGGGCGUCCCCUGUGAGAUCGUUCUGGAUGCGGCCGUCGGGUACAUAAUGGAAAAGGUCGACAUGGUGCUUGUUGGCGCCGAGGGCGUCGUUGAGAGCGGCGGCCUGAUCAACAAAAUUGGCACAUACCAGCUGGCCAUCAUCGCCAGGGCCGCGAAGAAGCCGCUUUACGCGCUGGCCGAGAGCUUCAAGUUUGUGCGCCUGUACCCGCUCAGCCAAUACGACCUGCCCACGUACAGAGGCGACCUGCUUUCGUUCAAGGACAAGGCGGAGGCCAAGGUCGACUGGCAGUCCGAGCUGUCGCGCAGCAACCCCAUGCUGGACUACACGCCGCCCGACUUUAUCACGCUUAUGUUCACCGAUCUGGGCGUCAUGACGCCCUCAGGAGUCAGCGACGAGCUGAUAAAGUUCUACCUGGACUAGACCUAUGCGCGCCUAGAUCUAGGUUAUCACUUUUGCAAAUAGAAAUCUGAGUGGCAUUUUUUACAAAACAAGC
Kickxella alabastrina is the source of this 1103-nucleotide messenger RNA. RefSeq names its product translation initiation factor eIF-2B alpha subunit. The transcript has a single exon. The record is from RefSeq and is a predicted model, not a curated record. Gene Ontology annotation, cellular component: eukaryotic translation initiation factor 2B complex. NCBI's taxonomy places the organism in Eukaryota, Fungi, Kickxellomycota, Kickxellomycetes, Kickxellales, Kickxellaceae. Gene Ontology annotation, molecular function: guanyl-nucleotide exchange factor activity; translation initiation factor activity. Gene Ontology annotation, biological process: translational initiation. Bases 83 to 1030 code for a protein of 315 amino acids.